AUGAUCACUUGUACCGAUAGUAAGGAUGUUCUAUCUGAUAAAAUGUCUAGACUAAUUGUUAUACAACUGCUUAAUAGAAAUCAAGUCAAUGAGCAAACUUUGAAGCAUGAACUUUCUAGACCUAUUUCUUCAGUAGCAUCAGUUAAACUACAUGAUGAGUUCAUCUUAAAUAACACAAUUGAGGGCUCUACACAGAGAUUAGCUUAUUGGAUUGAUGAGGCUAUAAGAAUGGGUCUAAAAGAAAUCUUAUGCUUAUAUCAUUAUUCCCUUGAGUUUGAAGAAAA
Molecule: messenger RNA, 284 nt
Organism: Funneliformis mosseae
Lineage: Eukaryota; Fungi; Glomeromycota; Glomeromycetes; Glomerales; Glomeraceae
Source: the annotation of a GenBank genome assembly